AUGGUGCGAAUUCGUAAGAACCUUCAGGUCUCACCUCUGCUUUACUGCUCCAACGCAGCUGCGGAGGACUUCCAGCCACAUAUCUGCCACCUGAAUCAGUCUCGGUGGGACGUCAGUCCCCUUCCUGAGCGGGAAGCUGAGGGUGAUCUGGACGUGAACGGGAGUGGUACUAUUGGGGCUACAAAAAGUGUUGCGUUGCCAUCCCAGAUGGAUAUUGACAAAGUGAUUAUGGACGUAGAAGAGGGUGAAGAGGUUGGUGACGGCAGUGAAAUUGGGUUUCAGAAGAAAAGGAUCUGUCAAAAGAACGAUGGAAAAAAAUGGAAUUGUAGGAAUGAAGUGAAGGAAGAGUACUCAUAUUGCAAGCACCACCUGACUCUUAUUAGGGGUUACCAUAAUAACAGCAGCAACAAAACUACUAGCAAUGCUCCCAAGUCCUCGACUGUCAAGAAGCCCAGGGUGGCUCCCGUAAUGGCUCCUGAGGCUAAGGCGAAAAAGGGUUCGUCCUCGAAGCCUGAUGAUUUUGUAUACUACUCGAUUUUUUCUCCAACGUACGGGAAUAAUAGAAGAAAAAAAGCCGAGGAAGAGGUUGCAAAAAGUAUUACUGUUGAAAUUGGUGCUGCUACUUCCUCUACUAAUGCAUCGACUCCAGAAGACGCUCCUCCAUCACCAAAAGCUGAUUUUGAGAAUCAGUUUGCUUCUAUGGACGUAAAUGAAAAAAAGGAUGAUGGGAGCAACUCAUGCGGCCGAAAGAGAAGGAGGAAGAUGAAAAGGCCUGUGAAGGCUAGUUCCUUAUAG
Argentina anserina (silverweed cinquefoil) is the source of this 795-nucleotide messenger RNA. RefSeq lists its product as uncharacterized. Bases 1 to 795 code for a protein of 264 amino acids. Lineage: Eukaryota; Viridiplantae; Streptophyta; Magnoliopsida; Rosales; Rosaceae. The transcript is spliced from 3 exons. The record is from RefSeq and is a predicted model, not a curated record.